AUGGAGAAUUAUCUCAACCGCGCAAAUGCGGUUUUCUGCUCGCUAAUGGUCAGUUUGGGUGUUUUAGCCCUCGGGAAUAUCGCAUCUUCCUACUUUCUAGUGGGCCCCAUUUCCGGCUCAGUUGCCGUACGAGAUGUAUACGCCUUUGGCUAUAACUAUGCCUUGAACGGGGACCAGGCCGUGCUUUCUCUGGACAUUAAGGCAGAUCUACGGGGUCUCUUUCAGUGGAACGCGAAACAGCUGUUUGUGUUUGUGGUUGCUGAGUAUGAAAGCCCGCAGCACCCGACGAACCAGGUGGUUGUAUUUGACAGGAUUAUAACCGACGAGAGCGCAGCAGUCCUCAAUCUAGUAAAUGUCCCUGCGAAAUAUCAUCUGCGAGACAAAGGGAAAGGACUGAGGGGCAGAGAAAUUACUGUGAAGCUGCAAGUUGUUUACCACCCAAUUGUCGGCCGUAUAUUCACCCAAACCGUCGCCUCCAACACUUUCCGCAUGCCGGCUCAAUACGAUCGCGUGUCACAACAAAAACAGCAGGAGCAGCAGAGGCAACAAGCGAGGGAAGCUGCAGUUGCAGCAGCUGUAAAGCCUGAAGAUCUCCAGUAG
Molecule: messenger RNA, 600 nt
Organism: Eimeria maxima
Lineage: Eukaryota; Apicomplexa; Conoidasida; Eucoccidiorida; Eimeriidae
Product: signal peptidase subunit, putative
Exons: 2
Coding region: 1-600 (199 amino acids)
Biological process (GO): protein targeting to ER
Cellular component (GO): membrane; signal peptidase complex
Source: RefSeq, a predicted model, not a curated record